Schistosoma haematobium is the source of this 3830-nucleotide messenger RNA. RefSeq lists its product as uncharacterized. NCBI's taxonomy places the organism in Eukaryota, Metazoa, Platyhelminthes, Trematoda, Strigeidida, Schistosomatidae. Gene Ontology annotation, molecular function: oxidoreductase activity. The record is from RefSeq and is a predicted model, not a curated record. The coding region runs from base 1905 to 2876 and encodes 323 amino acids. The transcript has 2 exons. Gene Ontology annotation, cellular component: endoplasmic reticulum.
UAUUGCUUCAGGGUCACGGUGCAGAUAUCAAAGUCUAGGGCAUUAUCGAUGUGACGUGUCGUCUCAAGUAUUUUGUUUUCUGGGAAAAGCCACUUAUUAAUAUUUGCGAUUCUGUGGUCUAUUAUGAACAUUAUUUAAUAGCCCCAUCUUCAGGUACUCUCUCUUGUAAUGUUUGACGACUUUCCUAUAUGGCUACAUAUAGAACUCUAGGGGUCUUAGUCCCCUAAAACUAGUGAACAUUUCGUAAACACGUGGGUAAAAUUUGAGGAAAAAAACCCCUACUAGCUCAAAUCCUGGGGUUUUGUUGCAUUUUCACAAAAUUUCUGACUUCCGAAGAAGCAAAUCCGCAAAUUAGUCAAGUAUUUCUCAAAUCCCCCAACCUUAAUGUGCAUGGGUAGUUGUAUGUUGUCCGAUCGACGGUGUAGACUGCUCCUCAGCUGUACAUAUUUUUGAACGAUCGGCAGAAGUGUCUGAGCUGUUGCACGUAGUAUAAUAUACCGUAGUUACCAUUACUAGAUAUCAGUAACUACUUGUCCCAAUUUUUGUCACUUCAUUUCCCCCUGGCAUUCUUUCAGGUACGCCUUUUUAAAACUGUCUGGGUUACCGAUUAAUUAACACGUUCUCGAGACAACCGUCAUUUUUAGUACUCGUAUCAUCACAUUAUUUUUCACAUUGCAACCAACCAACUUCCUGCAUGGUUAUGUGAUAGUUGCUGGUAUCCAUAAACUCUACUGCCCUCAGACAAACGUACUCAGCCAAACUACAUAAUAUACAAACCAACAAGUAACUACCAAACUGACUAGAAUUAGCGCAGUCGAGUGGCUAGACUACCACCCAUUGGAUAUUAGCAAUACGUGGAGCCUUACCGAAACAAAAAGAAGCGGGUACAAAGAAAUCAAUCAGUUUACACAAGGCCGUAACAAAGCUACUGGAUAAGUUGGAACUGGCGAAUGUUCUGACACAAAAAGUCGCUACAGUGAGAUAUAACCUCAAUUCGAGUUCUACCGUGUUCAUACAGGGUCUUUCCAUCACUACAAUCACGGACAAAUAUAUUGUUAAUGGCUUUCUGCUUUCUAAGUAGCUUGUGGUGUUUUUUACUUGUGAGGUUUCUCAUGUUGGUCACGUCAUUUCGGCUUGUUUGUUUUCUCUGUGUUGGCAUGAGGUAUGCCGCGGUACAGAUUCGUGUCAACUCAUACGUCGUUUAUGAUCGACUAAUUUGAUACUUGAUCCCAUCAUCCUAGUAUUGCUUUUUCGGGUACUGCGUGGCAAAGCAACAUGUGUUUAUGUGCUGCAUUUCAUCCUUCUUUACGUGGUGUCUUAUGCGAACUAGUGUUGAAAACACUGCUUUUUAUGUAUACUGUCUCAAUUCCCACAAUUAUCAAGCCUUUGUCUUUGUUAUUAUCAUUUGAGUGAAUUGAAUCAUCAUAAUUUUAUAACAGCUAACACUAUCUUGUGUAAUUUUUUUAACGUUCACUAUAAAAAGGCUGAAAACGAUAGCAUUUUACGUAUUUUUCAAUUCACCUUUUAUUGUUCUAGACCGAUUGAGUUUAGGAUCAUUAAUUUUGUCUGUCUUUGAUCAUUAUUUAUCAAUCCAAACAGUUAAUCCGACUUAUAGCGUCCAAACAUACGGUUAGACCUUAAAUGUAGUUGUUCUUCAGCAAAUAGUCGAUAAAUGCUCGUGUUUUUAAUUGGUUGUAUUUCUUUAAGAAACUGCGGAAUUUGAGUAUUAUUUCUAAAGGUUUACUGUCAGCGUGGGUGUAAAGUUUACCUUGAACUAAUGCUCUUAUUUUGAAUGACUAUUAAAUUAUUCUUUAUAAUUAGGUCUUAGAAAAUAAGUGAAACUUUGGAAUUUUCUGUAGUAAAUAUUAAUGCACAUACAAAAUUUCUCUUAUUAUAGUUGAAAUAUGGUUGGAACACUGUUCAGUGUUUUCAGCAUAUUGUGGCAUUCCGUGUCAUUCAUCAGCUUACAGACUUUAGGAAUCUUACUAUUUGGAAUUUAUUUUUAUCGUUUAAUUAAAAUAUGUUACAACUACUCGAUUGGAAGAAUAUUGUUUUCAAAACGAAAGAACUUAAAACAAUCAGGUGAAUGGGCAAUUGUGACUGGUGCCACUGAUGGAAUAGGCAAAGCAUACGCGGAGGAAUUAGCUAAAGAUGGUUUAAAUAUUAUGUUAAUAAGCAGAAAUUUGGAAAAAUUAAAAAGUGUCGCCAACGAAAUUGAAUCGUCUUAUCAUGUGAAAACGCGUAUUGUUGUUGCGGAUUUCACACAAAAUAAUAUCUAUGAAUCAAUUGAAAAAGAAAUAUCUCAAUUAUCAUCAAUUGCUUGUCUUGUUAAUAAUGUUGGCAUGAGUUAUCCAUAUUUUGAUUAUUAUACAAAUGAUAAAUUUAUGAAUAUACAUUUUAUACAAAAUUUAAUUGCUUGUAAUACACAAUCCAUAGCAAUUAUGACUUAUAUCGUUUUACCAAUCUUAUUAAAACAACAAAUGAAUAAUUCAGCUAUCAUAAAUAUUGGUUCAAUGUUAGGUUGUUUACCAUCACCAUUUAAUUCAUUAUAUGGUUCCACCAAAUCAUUUAUACAUCAUUUUUCUAAAUCUAUUCAAGCUGAAUUGAAUCUAUCUAAUAAUAAUAAGAUAAUAAUUCAAACUGUUUAUCCAUUAUUUGUUGCCACAUCUAUGUCACGUACAAGUAGAACACCAUUGUUUAUACCAUCCCCGAAAGAUUAUGUGAAUAGUGCAUUGAAUAUGCUAGGUGUAGAAGAAUUUACAACUGGUUAUUUUCCACAUGCAUUACAAUGUUAUGUAUUAACUUCAAUACCUAUAUCAUGGGUUUAUAAUAAAUAUAAACAAAUUGCUGAUAAAGCACGUAGAAAAUAUCAAUAAGCAUUAUAAUCUCUAUUGACCUGCUUCGAUUUGGGCACCCAGGCAGUAUCACAGCCCUCACACAUAUCGAAUGAGAUUUGUGUGGCGCAUAUGUAUUUGGUGCCUCCUUGUACCAAUAUCUAUGUGUUAUAAUAAAUCAUCUCUAUUGUUGUUUCAACUAUCUUUUUAUUUAUAUAUAUAUGUAUUUUUCUAAUAUUAAAUUCUUAAAUAUUAUUAUAGAUAGAUUAGUUUCUUAAUAGGAUGUCAAUAAUAUGAAACUAAUAACUUUAUAUAAAAGUUUCUACAAGUUGUACAUCAUGGCGAUUUUCACCUCAUUGUAUGAUUGUCAUUAUCAUUAAAGUAGAUAUAUAGCAAAAUGGUCUUCUUAUUGUUCAGUUUGGGUGAUCUGUAACAUAUAUUUUGAUUAAUUUGUUCAUAUAUAUAUGUUUAUUUGACUACAGAUGCCUUAGAAAUAUUGCUGGCGUCUGCUGGGAUCACCGGGUAAGUAAUAGUGAGGUUAGACUCAGGGUAUCAGGGAAUGAUGGUAAAUCAGUUAAUCAGGUUGUGAAUCUUCAUCAAAUCAGAUGGUUGGACCACGUGUUACUUAUGCCCGAACACAGAUUACCACGACGCGCAAUGCUAACCGGUGUUGGAGAUGGUCGGAAGAAAGUUAGUGGCGGCCAAACCAAAACGUGGCAUCAGUGUUUGAAGACACUAACUUCUAGUCUGAGCCAUGUUGGUAGAUGCAGACUACUUGGUUGGGGUCCGUGUGACCAUUGUAACUAAUGGUUGGAGACUCUUGGUGACAUGCCUGAGAAUCGAUCACAAUGGCGUAGGUGUAUACCUUAUCUGUCUUCCCUUAAACUAAGAGAUUAAAAUCGCUUCAUAUCUUUCUUUCUAUGAACUAAUUCUUCCUUCCUGUACUAUAUCCUUAUAUGCAAUCUUUCUCUUAUAUAUUACCACCUUUGACCUAAC